UUGGAGAAAAGCAACACACACACUCACAUACAUGAACACUAUCUCAUCAUUUCAUUUCAUUUCAUUGAUAUUUUUAUUUGUUCUACACACUACCCACAAACACAAGCCUAGCAAUGGCACUCAGGAUGUGGGCUUCCUCAACUGCCAAUGCACUCAAACUCUCCUCUUCCUCUAGAUUACAACUCUCCCCUCCCUUUUCCAUCUCCAGAUGUUUCUCUACUGUAUUGGACGGACUCAAGUAUGCACCUUCACAUGAAUGGGUCAAGCAUGAAGGAUCAGUUGCCACAGUUGGUAUCACUGCCCAUGCUCAGGACCAUCUUGGAGAGGUAGUGUUUGUGGAGCUUCCAGAACCUGGUGUUGCAGUUACAAAGGGUAAAGGUUUCGGAGCUGUUGAAAGUGUUAAGGCAACAAGUGAUGUAAACUCUCCCAUUUCUGGUGAGAUUAUUGAGGUUAACACUGAGCUCACUGGAAAGCCUGGCCUGAUCAACUCAAGCCCGUAUGAAGAUGGAUGGAUGAUAAAAAUAAAGCCAAGUAGUCCAGCUGAAUUAGAUUCCUUGUUGGGUCCAAAAGAGUACACAAAAUUUUGUGAGGAAGAAGAUGCUGCACAUUGAUUUUAAUUUCAUUAUAUUGAACUGACUGUUUUUAAUAUUGUACUACUAUCUAUCUAUCUAUCAUCUUGUUGUCUAUUUUCUUCCAAUGCAAUAGAAUUGCUUCAAGUUAUUGUUGUUUCCAUGCUUGUUAUUGUCGCCGACACUUCAGUGUGUCAGUCUAUCUAGUUUGUCAUGUAACUAAGAAGAAAAAUCUGUCUUUUCUCAUCUAUCUAUCUAUUAUUUUCACUUCAA
Molecule: messenger RNA, 842 nt
Organism: Vicia villosa (hairy vetch)
Lineage: Eukaryota; Viridiplantae; Streptophyta; Magnoliopsida; Fabales; Fabaceae
Product: glycine cleavage system H protein, mitochondrial
Exons: 4
Coding region: 114-611 (165 amino acids)
Biological process (GO): glycine decarboxylation via glycine cleavage system; protein lipoylation
Cellular component (GO): mitochondrion; cytoplasm; glycine cleavage complex
Source: RefSeq, a predicted model, not a curated record